CUCUAUAGUACCGUAGCCAUACGCAAUAAAAGGCGCGCGACGGCCAGUUUUGCCUCACGUUGCCGGGUCGAGCUUAGCCAGAGACAGUUGUGCCUCAUACCGGCACACAGGGCCAGCAGCAGCCUGCCUUCCUUGGUCGCAACACUGCGGGACAACAAGCGAAGCGCAUGGCCUCGGCGGUCCUCGGCCGCGCCCUGGCCUUUGGCGUGGGCCUGGGAGUGGGGUCGCUGGGCGCCUACAAGUUCAUCCUCGACGAGCUGAGGAACUCGACCAAGACCAUACUGGCCGCGAACGGCGCGCUGGAGAAGCGGCUCGCCGCCGUCGAGAGGGCGGCGUGA
Messenger RNA from Pelagomonas calceolata, 338 nucleotides. Lineage: Eukaryota; Pelagophyceae; Pelagomonadales; Pelagomonadaceae. The record is from the annotation of a GenBank genome assembly.